Melanotaenia boesemani (Boeseman's rainbowfish) is the source of this 2605-nucleotide messenger RNA. RefSeq lists its product as uncharacterized. Gene Ontology annotation, cellular component: extracellular exosome. NCBI's taxonomy places the organism in Eukaryota, Metazoa, Chordata, Actinopteri, Atheriniformes, Melanotaeniidae. Bases 123 to 2507 code for a protein of 794 amino acids. The transcript has 7 exons. The record is from RefSeq and is a predicted model, not a curated record.
UAUAUCUUGAUGCCACAGGUAGUGUGGUUGGCAAACCUCAUCCAGCCAGCCAAUCUGUUCUUUAUUAUGCAGUUUGCAUUGAGUGUCAGUCUACUACCAAAACAGUGGUUCCUGUGGCUGAAAUGAUUUCAGCUGAUCAAACAACGGCAACAAUUCUGCACUGGCUAACUUGCUUGCGUCGUGACUUCUUUAAGCUUUUUCAGAAGCACUUAAAACCACAAAAAGUUGAAACUGAUUUCAGCUGGGCGAUGAUUCAUGCCGUAAUUCAGGCAUUCAACACCAUCACUGUUCAAGAGUAUCUAAAGAUUUGCUUCCAGCUGUGCCAGGAAAAUGGAAAAGUGGAGAUGACAGUCCUACACCUCUGUGCUGCUCACAUGCUGAAGCUGGUAAGCAUGAAGUUAGCCAAGAUGCAGUGCAAAAAAGAUAUAAAACGCUUUUUCUUGUACUGUUUUGCCCUCUUACAAAACACGUCAACAUUCAACCACAUUUUAUCAGUGAUGAAGAGUGUGGUGUUUGUUUUUUCUGCAAGAAAGAACACAAAUGGGUGUCAGAAACAUCUGUCAGCUCUCAAGGAUGCAAUCAACAAGCAGAAUGCAGAUCAAAUCAAAGUUGAAAUGGAAGAUGGUGAGGAAGAUCCUGAUGAUUCAGAAAAGUUUGGAAAAUCCUUCUCCAAGUCUUCACCAUUCUUUGGCCCCAUUGAAAGGAUCGUCAGGCAAACAGAACAUGAAGCUGAGGAGGAGGAUGACACAGAGAAAAAUGGAGAGCCAAAUCCUUACUGCUGUGAGUCCAUAACUGAUAUAUUACUACAUUAUGCAGGGGUUGUUCCUCUCUGGACAGGUAUUAUGCUAACAGCUCUUGGGAAAACAAGAGACAGCAAUGCUGCUGUUGAGAACUGGUUUCGGACCACAAAGACAGUCAUCCUCACCUCUAAAUUGCACAGAAGAGCCGGGGAUUUUCUCCAAGUUCAGCAUGAGUUUGUGGUGGGACGACUGAAGGGAGUUUCACUGGGGAAGAAAAGGGGGCUCCCCAUGAAAUCAAGUGCUAAAGAAGCACAGGACACUGAUGGCCCAGAGGCCCUUCCGCUGACACAAGAGGAGCAAUGGCACAAGCGCACAACCCAAAAGAGAAAAUCCAGGUACUACAGUGCCCCACCUACAAGAAAGAAAGUUAAACUGUCUGCACCACAACAAACAAAAGGAUGCUGUCCACCGUGGGGAGGGGAGGGGACCAUUGGCGAUCAAACAAUCAAGUUAACAAACACAUGUACAGUUGACAACCUCCUGUACACAAUCCACUUGGCAAUUAAAAGACGAUCCGGCAUAGAAAGUGACUUACAGAAACAUUCACAUGUUGACCCAUGGAUAGCAACCUUACUGCAGGUGCAUGACCAUUUCAACAAAAAGGAAUGGGGCCAAGGAAAGUUACUGUGGCUGAACCAGAUUGGAAGGUUCAAAGGGCAACUGUGGAAUGCCUUCGGUACAGAGGAGGACAUGGUUACUUACAGACUGGGAUUCCUUCUAAACACAGAGCUUGCUGGAAAGUGUCAAAGUCCAGACUGCCCUGUUGUAAAAAGGAUCUCAGGCUCCAUUGACAUAUUUUGUGAGGAUUUUGGUGACUUUCAGGCUAAAAUAGACAAGUGGGCCAGUGAAAGUAUCAAAUCUCUGCCAUGUAAAAGUGGCCCAAAUCCAUGCACUGAAAACCAAGCAACACAGCAACGCACCUUUGUGCAUGGACUGCCAUGUCUUUUAUUGGUUACAGUUGUGCACAGAGGCUUUGCUGCAAAGAAGCUGCUUCCUACAGACUUGCCAGAACUCAUUUCAAUCCUUGGUGGAAAGUAUGAACCAGUUGCCAUCACCUAUCACCUGGGGACUGCAAACCACUUUGUGGCUUUCCACAGGCUGGGCCUACAAAAAAACUGGCACUUUUAUGAUGGCCUAAAAGAAAUGAAGAAACCAGGAAGUGGGGAUGUGCCCAUUACAAACACAAACAUGCUGAAAAAACUUGGGAAAAAACCACAUGUUGGCCACGUGCUCAUGGUCAGGGACAAAGCAGCUGAAAGUGUCGACCAAAGGCAAAAGAAAAAUGCAGAACUGGUAAAAUUCAUUGUGGAAGACAGAGGUGCUGAGGACAGGUUAAGGGCCAUUGUGUCUGGUGAUGAGAGGUCUCAUUAUUCGUUUGAGGAAAGGUGGGUUCCUAUCAUCUUUGAUGAUGAUGCACAGCUUGACAAAGUUGUUUCAUACUUGUCAAGCUUUCUUGCUGGCUGUAAACACCUGUCUCCUGAAGUGUGCUCCAUGAUCGCCAGGGAUAGGAUUAAAUUCAUCCUGCAUGUGCUGCUUUCAGAGGCAACACUACAGGCUCUGAUAGAAAAAAGGAGCAUGACACAGACUGAGGCUGUGGCAGAAGUUGACCAGGGGCAGAUGGAGGAAAGGUUAGAGUACACACAGUCACUAUUUCUGAAAAGAGCAUACAAUAAGAUAGUAAUAUUAAUAGGGUUGAUAAUUUGUUGAUCUAUGUUUUUUUCAAGUGAGAGGCAAGCCCUACUCAUGCAAAUAAAGAUAGAAAUGGAGAAGCGGGGCCUUCCUUAAAAAAAGAAAGCCAAAGAAAG